UCCAUUAUCUGUCAUUCGAGAAAAACCCGUCAGGAUAAUUCCUAGUGUUUACACCUCGCGUUAAAUAAAUCAUAGUAGAUGUUUCGGUCCGGAGAUAGAACUCUCUAAGCAAGUCACCAUUUCGUCCCCGACAAACAAGCGGAGCCACAUCCACUAUUAUUUCUACAAAAAAAAGAUGAAUACCAUGGCAAAUCACGCAGAUUUUAUGGAGCUGGGGACAAUCCAUCAGCAUCAAUCGACUUGCAAGCAGCACUGUUUCGUGUUUACCGAGAUUGGUGACAUCGAUUUGCCACCGGAGAUUACUAAGUACCCUGAGAAGAUCAAGAAUGGGAGCAUCCAUUCGUACAAAAAGGAGGCCAGUAUGUCACCGCCACCGCCGAAAGUACCCACGGGUAAGAAGCGGUCGCGAAAAAUAAUUGCCAUGAUUACUGCACUUGUGGUGUGCGUUGCGUUAGCAGCGGGAAUACCUCUAGGGCUACAGCUGAGAUCUUCGUCGCUCCUAGAAGCUCGACUAGCGUUUAUUCGACGUCUUCUAACCGAAUCACCAUUAGUUGAAGGAUAUUGGGCUCCUCAGCUAGGGUCUAAUUUUAGCAAGAGUUAUGCCGAAGUUAAAAAUAGCAUGGUGGGAGCACUGUUGUGGCCGAUAUCAGUUCCCUGUGCAGCACAGUACUUGGAUGCCGUGCAGUUAACACUGGAAGGCAUAGACGAUGCGCGCCGGAUGGUAAAGAAAAAUCCUGAAAUGGUGAUCGUAGAAAGUGCCGAUGGGAUGGAAGUGGCACACAACGACGGAAAGUUAGCUAUUUUAUUCGGACUGGAAGGUGGUCACACUCUGGGCUCAAGUUUGGCGGUUCUUCGCUCGAUGUAUUCUCUUGGAGCCCGAUUUGUUUCGUUAACUGGGUUGGGCUGUACGACUCCGUGGGCCAGUGCAUCCAUUCGGACGGAUUAUUUCGACGAAAAUCUUCCUUCGACUUUGACGAACUUUGGAGAGGUUAUGAUCCAAGAAAUGAAUCGUCUGGGAAUGUUAGUGGAAAUUUCACGCCUCUCCGAGCCGGCCAUGAUGGUUGCACUGAACGUCGCCAAAGCUCCCCUGCUGUUGUCCAACGCUCUUCCUUCGUCGAUGGCUUGCAACGGCUCUACGGCGGCCGUUCCCGAUCAUAUUCUAAGCGCUCUUUCUCAAAAUGGUGGUGUUCUGAUGUUGAACGUUGAACGAUGCGGCGAGAAGCCGAUGUCCCUGAAGGAUGCGAUAAUCGCCAUUAACUACAUACGGGCCAUAGCCGGAGUGGAUCAUGUAGGUUUGAGUGGAUCGCCUAAAAAUUAUCCGCUGCUUCUUGCUGAAUUAGCCAGGGAUCGGCUCUGGGGGUCUGCAGCGAUUAAGAAACUGGUUGGUGGUAAUAUAGUUCGAGUUUUGAGAGAGGUUGAGGUUAGUAAAAAUCGACUGCCCCUGUCUGAGGAUUGGAUUCCCGUGGAAGCCAUAGAAGGUAAUGCGUACUGCCGCUAUCCAGAAACAUAAUUGGACGACUCCAAUGUGGUAAAUCCUGUUUUCGUAAAGAUUAUUAAAUAAAGAUUCUUCCAAUAGAAGUGUUUAACGAAAUAUUUGCACAACCAUUCAACAAACAAUAUACUAUGUGUUAUAGAACCAAACAAAAUCGAUUGAAUAGUUUUCAUUGUUGUGAGUCCUAAGGACUUUAGAAUCACAGAUAAAUCACAAAUAUCGACAAAAGAUAUUUUGCAAUUGCUUGAUAUGAGCCAAACGUACAUGUAAAACAAUAAAAAAUACCGUGUAUCGAUUCCAAUCAGUGAUGCUACGGAAUCAAAUUGACUAAAGAGAUUUAGUUCGUAUGUUGAGUAGAACUAAUAAUAAACAGAAGACAUUACA
This is a messenger RNA of Wyeomyia smithii (pitcher-plant mosquito), 1876 nucleotides long. Its product is annotated as dipeptidase 3. Gene Ontology annotation, molecular function: metallodipeptidase activity. The transcript has 4 exons. Bases 176 to 1510 code for a protein of 444 amino acids. Gene Ontology annotation, biological process: proteolysis. The record is from RefSeq and is a predicted model, not a curated record. Lineage: Eukaryota; Metazoa; Arthropoda; Insecta; Diptera; Culicidae.